Heterocephalus glaber (naked mole-rat) is the source of this 3994-nucleotide messenger RNA. RefSeq names its product solute carrier family 9 member A5 (gene Slc9a5). Gene Ontology annotation, biological process: proton transmembrane transport; sodium ion import across plasma membrane; potassium ion transmembrane transport. The record is from RefSeq and is a predicted model, not a curated record. Gene Ontology annotation, cellular component: plasma membrane. Lineage: Eukaryota; Metazoa; Chordata; Mammalia; Rodentia; Bathyergidae. Gene Ontology annotation, molecular function: sodium:proton antiporter activity; potassium:proton antiporter activity.
GGGCUUACACCAGCCACUCAGAGAGUCGGGCGCGAUCCCGUUAGUUUCCCCACUAGGAGGCGGGAAAACCCCUGCUAGCCCCCGCUAGGAGGGCGCGGGAAGGGCGGAGAGGCUUUCUUAGGGUUAGGGUUAGGUGAGGCUGAGCUUCGCUCGGGGAUGUUAGGCCGGUGGAGCGGAAGUUUCUUCUGGCUGGUUCCUUCUCCCUCGUUUAGGCCCCAAUUCCUACAGUUUGAGAUAUCAGUGGAAGCAUUUCCCUCACUUCGGGAAAACGGCGGCGGCGGCGGCGGCAGCGGCGACGCGGGGCUGGUGGUCUUGCGGUGCCGGGAAGACGGCGAGACAGCCUGCAGAAUGCCGCGCGCCGCACUGCCUUUGCUCGUGCUGCCCCUGGCAGGGGUGGUGGCGGCCGAAGAGACUACCCAAGAGCCUGGGGCGCCGGGCGAGCAUCCCCCGGGAUUGGCGCUCUUCCGCUGGCAGUGGCACGAGGUGGAGGCGCCCUACCUGGUGGCCCUCUGGAUCCUGGUGGCCAGCCUGGCCAAAAUAGUGUUUCACUUGUCUCGGAAAGUAACAUCUCUGGUGCCUGAGAGCUGCCUGCUGAUUUUGCUGGGCCUGGUGCUAGGGGGCAUUGUUUUAGCUGUGGCCAAGAAAGCUGAGUACCAGCUGGAGCCAGGCACCUUCUUCCUCUUCCUGCUGCCUCCUAUCGUGCUUGACUCAGGCUAUUUCAUGCCUAGUCGGCUGUUCUUUGACAACUUGGGUGCCAUCCUCACCUAUGCUGUGGUGGGAACACUCUGGAAUGCCUUCACAACAGGCGCUGCCCUCUGGGGCCUACGGCAAGCUGGAUUUGUGGCCUCUAGGGUACAAGCUGGCCUGCUGGACUUCCUGCUAUUUGGGAGCCUCAUCUCAGCGGUGGACCCUGUGGCUGUGCUGGCUGUCUUUGAAGAGGUGCACGUCAAUGAGACUCUCUUUAUCAUCGUCUUUGGCGAGUCCCUGCUCAAUGAUGCAGUCACUGUGGUGCUGUACAAAGUCUGCAACUCCUUUGUGGAGAUGGGUUCUGCCAACGUGCAGGCUGCUGACUACCUGAAGGGAGUCGCCUCCCUGUUUGUGGUCAGUCUGGGCGGGGCAGCCGUGGGCUUAGUCUUUGCCUUCCUCCUGGCUCUGACCACACGCUUCACCAAGCGGGUCCGCAUCAUCGAGCCCUUGCUGGUCUUCCUCCUCGCCUACGCAGCCUACCUCACUGCUGAAAUGGCCUCACUCUCCGCCAUUCUUGCGGUGACCAUGUGCGGCCUGGGCUGUAAGAAGUAUGUGGAGGCCAACAUCUCCCAUAAAUCACGUACAGCUGUCAAAUAUACAAUGAAGACUCUAGCCAGCUGUGCUGAGACUGUCAUCUUCAUGCUGCUCGGCAUCUCGGCUGUGGAUUCAUCUAAAUGGGCCUGGGACUCCGGGCUGGUGCUGGGCACCCUCAUCUUCAUCCUAUUCUUCCGAGCCCUUGGCGUAGUCCUGCAGACGUGGGUGCUGAAUCAGUUCCGGCUGGUCCCUCUGGACAAGAUUGACCAAGUGGUGAUGUCCUAUGGGGGCCUCCGGGGGGCUGUGGCCUUUGCUCUCGUCAUCCUACUGGACAGGACCAAGGUCCCUGCCAAGGACUACUUUGUGGCCACCACUAUUGUGGUGGUCUUCUUCACAGUCAUUGUGCAGGGCUUGACCAUCAAGCCUCUGGUCAAGUGGCUGAAGGUGAAGAGGAGUGAGCAUCACAAACCUACCCUGAACCAGGAGCUGCAUGAGCACACUUUUGACCACAUUCUGGCUGCAGUGGAGGACGUUGUGGGGCACCAUGGCUACCACUACUGGAGGGACAGGUGGGAGCAGUUUGACAAGAAAUACCUGAGUCAGCUGUUGAUGCGGAGGUCAGCCUAUCGUAUCCGGGACCAAAUCUGGGAUGUGUACUACAGACUCAACAUCCGGGAUGCCAUCAGCUUCGUGGACCAGGGAGGCCACGUCUUGUCCUCUACAGGCCUCACUCUGCCCUCUAUGCCCAGCCGCAAUUCUGUGGCAGAGACAUCUGUCACCAACCUGCUGAGGGAAAGUGGCAGUGGAGCAUGUCUGGAUCUGCAGGUGAUUGACACGGUACGCAGUGGCCGGGACCGUGAGGAUGCAGCAAUGCAUCAUCUGCUCUGUGGAGGCCUCUACAAGCCACGACGCAGGUACAAAGCCAGCUGCAGCCGCCACUUCAUCUCCGAGGAUGCACAGGAGCGGCAGGACAAGGAGGUAUUUCAGCAGAACAUGAAGCGGCGGCUGGAGUCCUUUAAAUCCACCAAGCACAACAUUUGUUUCACCAAGAGCAAGCCACGACCCCACAAAGCUGGCCGCAAGAAGAAGGAUGGUGUGGCCAAUGCUGAGGCUAUAAAUGGGAAACCUCCUCGAGAUCUGGGCUUUCAGGACACAGCUGCUGUGAUACUAAAUGUGGAGUCUGAGGAGGAGGAGGAGGAGGAGAGCGACAGUUCAGAGACAGAGAAGGAAGACGACGAGGGGAUCAUCUUUGUGGCUCGGGCCACCAGUGAGGUUCUCCAAGAGGGCAAAGUCUCAGGAAGCCUUGAGCUGUGCCCGAGCCCACGGGUAAUUCCUCCUUCACCAACUUGUGCAGAGAAGGAGCUACCUUGGAAGAGUGGGCAGGGGGACCUGGCAGUGUAUGUGUCUUCAGAAACCACCAAGAUUGUGCCUGUGGACAUGCAGAUGGGCUGGAAUCAGAGCAUCUCAUCCCUGGAGAGCCUCGCAUCCCCUCCCUGCACCCAAGCCACCACUCUGACCCGCCUGCCUCCCAGACAACAGGAUGCUGAAGAGCCUCAGGCCCUUCUUGACCUGUCUUCUGACCCCCACCCUAGUUUUGCCUUUCCCCCAAGCCUGGCUAAGGCUGGCCGCUCUCGAAGUGAGAGUAGUGCUGACAUCCCCCAGCAGCAGGAGCUGCAGCCCCUCAUGGGCCACAAGGACCACACUCAUCUUAGCCCAGGCACUGCUACCUCCCACUGGUGUAUCCACUUCAACAGAGGGGCCAGGCUGUAGCCCAGGGCCUUCGGAAGGAGCAGGAGGUAGAGCCCCUGCGGGAAGUAUUCCCUGGGCAAUGGGGAUAGUAGCUUCUUUAGCUUGAUAUAGGGGCAGAGUGGCCUGGACUGAAGUACCAACUAGGCCUCCUUGGAGCUGGUCAAGGGGGUCUCCUUCGCUGGUUCUCAUAGGGACCCUUAUAACUUCCCUGCUCCUAACCCUUUACACCUUCUAUUUCACUAAUGGCUGAGGACCCAGUCCAGAGUUCUUGGGGCUAGGCCAAGAUUUGGGUAGCUGAUGUCCCUUCCCCAGGGGGUCUUCCUGGGGUCACCAUAGACAGCUGUUCCUACCUCCAUGCAAGGAUGUCAUUUCUCAGUGGAUACCGGGCUUCCCUGCCCUCUACCCCCUCUCCAGCACCAGGUCAGGGACAAUGUCCUGGCAGUGAAGCUCAGUGAGGGGCUGGUCCUCAGAGGGGCUGCAAUGGGAGAUAGAGCAGGCCUCAACCUGUUGGGUCAGCUACCCACAGUCAAUUAUUUUUAGGGUAGUGGGAAUCUCUGCCUCCAUUUCUUGUUAUAGCCCCUUUCCUUUGCUGCCAGGUAUUGGGGCAUUGGUUCCUCCUUUUCCAGGAUCAGAGCCAGACUUCAGUUCAGGGAUGCUUCUUAGCCAGGGUCCUUCUGGGGAUCUGCUCCUCUGGGUCUAAGUCCGGAACUUUCUGAUCCUUGGAUCUGGGUUUACUAAGAUGGGAUCCAGUAGUCUCUGGGUUUCUGUGCCACCACCUCAGCAUUCCCCAAACAGGAAAAGGAAUGCAGGAAUCCUAGGGCCACUGCUCCAUUCCUCUGGGGGGCUGGGACACCUAGCUGCAAUGUGUGAAUGGGUGAGUAGCAGGUGGCUUUCGUGGUGUUAGUCCUUGUGUUGUGUUUUGUACUUUGAACCUAAGAUACAUUAAAUAUCUGUCAGAUGGAAA